Molecule: messenger RNA, 1657 nt
Organism: Chironomus riparius
Lineage: Eukaryota; Metazoa; Arthropoda; Insecta; Diptera; Chironomidae
Source: the annotation of a GenBank genome assembly
GUCUCAUUUGCAUCAACAUGAAAAAUAAUCGAAACCAAAAAUUCACACCGAUAAGUCCGAAAGGCGAUGACGAAGUUGUCGAAAGUGAAAGUUCAAAUUUAAGUGGAGAUUAUCAGAAUGUUGCGUUGCUGUUGCUGUUGUACUUAUUACAGGGAGUGCCACAGGGUAUUUCGCUAGCUAUUCCAAUAUUGUUGCAGAAUCGAGGAGCGACUUACUCGGAACAGGCACAAUUUUCAAUUUCAUAUUUUCCAUUCGGAUUAAAACUUCUAUGGGCGCCGGUUAUUGACUCAAUAUUCAUUAAAUCCUUCGGUCGUCGUAAAACUUGGAUUUGCUCAUCACAAAUUGUUAUUGGAAGCUUCAUGAUCUACCUAUCGUACAAUGCUGAUAAAUGGCUCGGCGAUGGAGAUACGAUGAAACCACAAAUAGGCAUUUUAACAGCUGUCUUUUUCACAUUAUGGCUACUUACGUCAGUACAAGAUAUCGCUGUUGACGGAUGGGGAUUAACAUUACUAAAACGUAGAAACAUUGGAUAUGCAGCAACGACAAAUAGUUGUGGACAGUCGGCAGGAAAAUUUAUUGGUUUCAUUUUAUUACUGGUAUUUGAGUCGAAAGAGUUCUGCAAUAGCUACAUCUUUAGUGAGCCGAAGGACAUUGGAUUAUUUACAUUAUCAGGAUUUAUCAUGUUCUGGGCAUGUGUUUAUAUGAUUGUUACCAUUUUGCUGGCAUUGUUUAAGUAUGAAUGCCCUGAAAAUGCUGAACAAUUAAAAGAGCAUUCAGACUACGGCAUAUGUAAGGCUUAUCAGAUAUUAUAUAAGAUUAUCAAGCUUAAGCCUGUCGUGGAGCUUUACACAAUGAUAUUUUCUAUUGAGGCAUGUUUUGCAGCAUUCGAAGCCAUAACAUCCCUAAAAUUAAUCGAGUACGGAGUGCCAAAAGAGAAAUUUGCAUUAAUUUCAGUUCCAUCAGCACCGAUUCAAAUACUUUUUCCACUUUUAAUCACAAAAUAUACAGCAGGACGUAAGCCACUGUCAUUUUACUAUAAAGUCUUCAUAUGUCGACUCACAUUAAUGAUAAUUACAACAUUUUAUGUCGCAUCAACGCCGAUGAUACUCGAAAAUGUGAAUUUCCUUAAUUAUUUCUAUGCUGGAGUUGUGAUGCUGUUCAUGAUUGAUCAAGCAGCCAUUCGUGCAACAUACACAUCAGAUGGAUCAUUCUUCUCCAAAAUUGCUGAUCCUCUUGUUGGUGGGUCAUAUAUGACUCUAUUAAAUACAUUUGGAAAUCUCGGUAAAAGAACCUUUGUAACACUGUCACUAUGGCUAAUGGACAGGAUAACAUGGCGAAAAUGUUACAUCAAAAACAUCAGCAACGAUGAAACUCUAAGCUUUACUCAUCUAGCUAAUAACACAUGCUUAGACAGCUUCCAAAAAAUAACAUGUAAAGAAAUUGGUGGAACUUGCAAGACUGAAGUCGAUGGAUAUUAUGUAGAAAUAGGAUUUAGUGUUGUUUAUGGUUUAAUUUGGUUUAUAGUAUUUAGAUCUGUGAUAUAUAGACUUCAAAGAUAUUCUAGAGAGGAUUGGUAUGUUCUUACAAAUAAUAAGUCCAGUAGAAAUGUUGAAAUGACAUGAAAAUGAAAUUUUAGUUCAUUUUACUUUGACUAGAU